ACACAAACACGUAUUGUGAGUACAUUGGUCAUAUUGAUGUUGUUUUUAUCUUAAUGGAAAGAAACUUUAUUUUGAGUGAUGUACGGGAUUGCAGGUGCGUUGUCUGCUUCACGAUAUUCCGUAUGUUGUAUAUUCGUGUUCCUCCGUGUUUAGAAAUAAGCGUUCUCUGUAAGCUUUAUAUUUAGUGACGAAAUUCGAUCAAAUUCAGUUUUGAUGAGUGACUCGGAGUCUGCCUCUAAAUCAGACGAUUGUCAGAGCAAGGGAGAAGAUAGUCAACAUGUAACCAAAAACGGCAAGCCGAAGACGAAGUCAAAAGCUAAGGUGUUCAGCAAGCGUAAUAAAACUAGUGAGAUCCAGAAGGCUCUUUUCAAAGACCCUGCAGAUGUAGCACGUCUCAGACAGCUGUCCAUCAGCAGGGGUGGGCUCAUCAGUGAUGAACUUCGGAAGAAGGCAUGGCCCAAACUCCUGGGAGUUAAUGUUCAGGACAUUGACGCUAAGCCAUCCCAGGAGGUUUUGACGGCUCAUCGGGACUAUGAUCAGGUGGUGCUGGAUGUCAACAGAUCACUAAAACGCUUUCCUCCAGGUAUGGAGGAGUCUCAUCGUAUGGCCAUGCAGGACCAGCUGGUGGACUGCAUCAUGAGGGUUCUCGUCAAGCAUGAAGAACUUCAUUACUACCAGGGUUACCAUGACAUCUGUGUGACAUUCCUUCUGGUUGUGGGAGAAGAUAUUGCCUUUGCCUUAGUGGAAAACCUCUCCCUAAAUCAUCUACGAGACUUCAUGGAUGCCAACAUGGAUCGGACCAAACACAUGUUGAACUACUUGUAUCCCAUCAUUCACAAAGCCAAUCCUGAACUCUACGCAUAUCUAGAAAGGGCUGAGCUGGGAACCAUCUUCAGUUUGAGUUGGCUCAUCACAUGGUUUGGUCACACAGUGAAUGAUAUCAAACACAUUGUCCGCUUGUACGACUUCUUCAUCGCCUGUCACCCCCUCAUGCCUAUCUACCUGGCUGCCGCAAUAGUUCUACAUAGGGAGAAGGAGCUGCUGGCCUGUGAAUGUGAGAUGUGCUACCUGCACAGCCUGCUGUCCAAGAUACCAGAUGACCUACCUUUUGAACUGUUGAUAGCCAAGGCAGGGGACCUCUACCUCCAGUACCCUCCCACCCAACUAGCUAAUGAGGCAGUCAUCAAGUACAGGGAAAGCACCUCGUUAGCCAAGAAGUUACAACAUGCAGCAAGAAAUCAAAAGCCUGACGGUCUUCUGAAGAGGCUGCGCAAACAAGGGGUACGGGCGCUGGUUGUCCAAGAUGGCAGGAAUGUGGUAGUGAAAGUAACUGUGUGGACACUCAGUGCCGUGCUUAGUGCCGCAGUCUUUGCUGUUCUCAACGCCGCCACAGACUGGGAUUGGAUGGACUGGGACCAUUGGUCUAGUUGGUUCUGAUAGGUUGUUGGCAGGUCAUGUGAUAGAUAAAUUAUUUUAAUUGUUUGACAGUGUUCAGGAAUAUUUUAUUUUGGUUUUACUGUGUCAGAGAUGUUUAUUUUCAUGUGAAUGGAAAAUAUGUUUAUGUGGGUUAAGAUGAGUUGUGAUGACUGUAUUUUUGAAAGCAUUAUUUGUAGUUAAUGUGACACUUAUGAUUAAGAAGAUAUAUGUGAGGGUUUUAUUCUUUUUUGAAAGAGAGCCAGGUAUUUGAAAUACCAGGAUCAUAGAAUUGUGAUUGUAAUCCUAAAAAUGUGCCAACAAAGUUUUGUACUUGCUCCGGUGAAGCACACUUGUCAUCAUAAUUUUCUUGUUACGUCUUCAGAUGUCUUUUCAGUGCUGUCAAAUAUGUUUCAAAUAUAAUUAUCAUUAUCAUUAAGGAUGUACAUCACCUGGAUUUUGAUACUUGGUAGUCAGCAGAACACCAGCUUGCCACCCUAAGGGUCUAUGUAUGUGCUGUGCAUCACUCACAACAAGACCCAUGAAGAUCCGGAUUAAAAUUGAUCUUUAAUUACCCAUGCUUGUCGUAAGAGGCGUUUAACAGGAUCAGGUGGUCAGGCUCACUGA
This is a messenger RNA of Haliotis rubra (blacklip abalone), 2040 nucleotides long. Its product is annotated as TBC1 domain family member 20-like. Bases 214 to 1437 code for a protein of 407 amino acids. Gene Ontology annotation, molecular function: GTPase activator activity. Gene Ontology annotation, cellular component: endoplasmic reticulum membrane. The record is from RefSeq and is a predicted model, not a curated record. The transcript has 9 exons. Lineage: Eukaryota; Metazoa; Mollusca; Gastropoda; Lepetellida; Haliotidae. Gene Ontology annotation, biological process: positive regulation of GTPase activity; endoplasmic reticulum to Golgi vesicle-mediated transport.